AUGUCUAAUACAGAAGAUUUUAGUGAUUCUGGUUCCGAAUAUCAGCCUAUUCCUGGAGAAAUUCAUACAGAAUCUGAAACAGAUACAAGUUGUGACGAAAAUAUUAUGAUGCCGUCUAGUCUAUCAGAACCUGGAACAUCUAAAUCUAGAAAAAGAUCAAUCAACAAGGAAAAUUGGACAGUUAAUAAAAGAAAGUUAUUGCGUAAUAGUGGAAAAGAAAAUGAAAGGCAAGAAAUGUUCGAAUCAUUUUGGAAUUUAAAGGACUUUAAUCAGCAAAAUGUCUUUCUAUAUGCAUUAGUGCAAAAAGCAUCUGUUAAUAGAAAACGACCUAAAGAUCUGUCACGAGCAGGAAAAAACGUUUCGUUUAAGUAUUUUCUCAAAUCUCAUAUUAUGACACAACUGGCACCGCACCAGGAUACAUGUAAGACUUGCGAUAGCUUGAAUUUUAAAAUUAGAGGCACCGAUGACGAGAACGUGAAGAAAGAGUUUGAAGUUCAAAAGGAACUUCAUCAAAGAAAGGCAGAUUCGGCAAGAGAAAAUCUACAAAUUGAUGCUAAAAAGAUUAAUGACGCAUAUGUACUAACCUUUGAUUUGCAGAAAGCUUUAGCUUUCCCAAAAUUAACUACUUCGAAAAAAACAACCUGUGGUUACGACUUCAACUGGCUGAAUAUUAGAUGGCUGAGGUUUGAGAGGAAUCAUCCUUUACAAUUUCAAUUUAAAGAAACGCUCAACGCUGACAUGCCCUUCUACAAAGUAGAUCUAUCAAAAAAGCAACAAGGACGACCAGCUUACUUGUACAAUAUUCAACAAGGCCCACUCUAUCCUUCAAGAAGACCAGUCACUAUUGCUAAGAAGAAGGAUAUGCUUGAAUCUUCUCCCAUACAUUCCACCAAUUUACCAUCAAUUUUACAAAAACCUGUAGACAUUCCAACACGGUCAAGCACACGUAAUGCUGAUGAACGUUCGUCUGAUGACGAAAUAACCUACGAUUAA
Parnassius apollo (apollo) is the source of this 993-nucleotide messenger RNA. The record is from the annotation of a GenBank genome assembly. NCBI's taxonomy places the organism in Eukaryota, Metazoa, Arthropoda, Insecta, Lepidoptera, Papilionidae.